AUGGGGUGCUGCGGAGGCAAAGAAGACGUGCUUCCCGAUGGCUCUGGCGGCGUCGCGCCCAACUCGACGCGCAAGUGUCGGGACGUGCUCUGCUGCCUCCUCUUCCUCCUCUUUUGGAUCGGAAUGGCCGUCCUCGCGAUCCUCGGUGUCUCCAACGGCGAGCCGGAGAGCCUCAUUUACGGCACGGACUUUAACGGCACGGUCUGCGGCACGGGGGAUUCGAAUACGAGCCUCAUCUACUACCCGCGCAUGACGCAAGACAUGCUGACGCAGUCGGCCAAAGGCGUCCCGCCGCUCAGCAUGAAGUUCUUUGGCCUCUGCGUCUCGGCGUGCCCGCGAAUGGGCGACUACAUUUGCACGUAUGCGACCGAGGCUUCGAUUCGCGCGGCCCACCCGGGCGCGAAUGCAACAACGCUCAACGCAGCGCGCAAGAAGCGUGCGAGCAGCUUCUCGACAACGAAUACCGACUGCUGGCUCGUGCCACUGCCGUCCGAGGUCGUCGCGUUCCGUUGCCUUCCGCUCAACAUCGUUUCGGGCAACUCGACUGUGAUUUGCAUCCAGCCGGGCAACUCGUCCGAGUACUACAAGACUGUCAACGGUGUUCAAGUGCCCAACGAAAAGUGCGAAGUGUCGCAGACGGUCACGGUCACGGCGACGAUCGGCGAGGCCAACUCGGAUCCGGUCAUGGACAAGCUCCAAACGACCGUGGCCAUGAUCGGUCGGUUCGUCGGCGACAUUCAAAAGUCGUAUGCGCCGGUGCUCUUGAUCUGCGGCGGCGGCAGCCUCGUCCUCGGCUGGCUCUUCCUCUUCUUCAUGCGCUUCUGCGCAGGCUGCGUCAUUUGGCUCACGCUCUUUGUCGUUCAAAUCGUGCUCGCGGGCCUCUCGCUCUUCUUCCUCGUCAAAGGCGGUAUCGUCUACUCGAGCGACAUUAGCGCGCUCACCACGCAAAUCAACGCGAUUCCCAGCGGUGAAAGCCUCUCCGCGUCACUCAGUGUCGCCGAGUCCAACAUCAAAGUGUACCAGGCCGCGGCGGUCAUUUCCAUCAUUUUGACAGUCAUCAUGCUCCUCAUUGUGUGCUUCAUGCGCAAGCGCAUCCAGAUUGCGAUCGGGAUCAUCCGCGAAGCCUCCCGGACGAUCCAGUGCAUGCCGCUCCUCGUCUGCUUUCCAAUCGUACCUGCGAUCGCCUCGAUUCUGCUCUUCAUCUACACGACGAUCAUUGGCGCCUACAUUUACAGCGCCGACGGCAACCUUGCGCUGCCGUCGUCGCUCGUGAGCGCACUGCCUGCCAACGCGUCGGCGUCCGUGACCGCAACCUGGGACGCUGAGCUGAGCGCGUCGGCGUCGGCCGUGAUCCAGGCCGUCUCGAUGACGACGAUUGCCGGCGCCGUGUGCAAAUACUACUGGAGCCGCAACCACUCGGCGGCCGAGAUGGGCCGGUUCCCCGUCGCGACGAGCUUCCGAAACUGCUUUCGGUAUCACUUUGGGUCGCUCACGUUUGGCGCGUUCCUGAUCGCUGUCGUUCAGUUCCUCCGCCUUGUGCUCAUGUACAUUGACAAGCAGACCAAGUCCUUGCAGCAGUCCAACCUCGCGGUCAAGGUCGCCAUGAAAAUCGUUGGCUGCUGCCUCUGGUGCCUCGAAAAGUGCAUCAAGUUCAUCUCCAAGAACGCCUAUAUCCUCGUGGCCAUGAAGGGCCGGUCGUUCUGCUCGUCGACGAAAGAAGCGUUCAUGCUCAUCUUUGCCAACAUGGCCCAAGUCGCCAUGACGAGCACGAUCGUCAACCUCGUCGCGUUCGUGGCUGUGGUUGCGAUCAGCGUUGGGUGCGGCCUCGGGCUCUUUCUCUACUUGGACCACGACGCCGCCUUUGCGACGGGCGGCAGCAACGAGCUCAACUCGCUCUUCCCGCCGUGCAUCAUUGGCGGCAUCCUCGCGUGGUUUGUCGGCUCGUCCUUUAUUGGCGUCUACGAGAUGUGCGUCGAUACGAUCUUGCUCUGCUUUUGCGAGGACCGGCGCAUCAACAAGGACGGCGGCCAGUACUACAUGAGCGCCGAGCUCCAAGCCUUUGUCGAGAAGAACACCAAGAAAAAGGUGAAGAAACACACAGCGGACGAAGCAGGCAACAAGACCGCCCCGGACGAGCUCCCCGUCAACCCCGACGGUUCGAUUGACGUCUAA
Messenger RNA from Saprolegnia parasitica CBS 223.65, 2172 nucleotides. RefSeq lists its product as hypothetical. Gene Ontology annotation, molecular function: transmembrane transporter activity. The record is from RefSeq and is a predicted model, not a curated record. Lineage: Eukaryota; Oomycota; Saprolegniomycetes; Saprolegniales; Saprolegniaceae. Gene Ontology annotation, biological process: transmembrane transport. The transcript has 3 exons. Gene Ontology annotation, cellular component: membrane. Bases 1 to 2172 code for a protein of 723 amino acids.